AUGUCUUUUAGCCGGUUGCACUUUUUCCGUCGGGGCGGUUGUUGGAAGAGCCACCGGUGCCGGGACCCGCCCCCGUUCCAGCCGCGCCACGUCUGGUGCUGCGGGGUCGACUUUGAGGUCAAAGCAUUUGCCAGAGACAGCGCAGAGGAAAAAGCGGACAAAGUGCCCAGGAAGAGCUCCGUGCGUUUACUGAUCCGGAAAGUACAACACGCGCCAACGAAGAUGGGUCCCCAGCCCCGAGCUGACACCGCCUGGCAGUUCUUCAUGUCUGACAAGCCCUUGCACCUGGCUGUCUCCCUCAACAAAGAGAUCUAUUUCCAUGGGGAGCCCAUUUUGGUGACCAUUACCGUGACCAAUAACACAGAGAAGACAGUGAAGAAGAUUAAAGCAUUAGUAGAACAAGUGGCCAACGUGGUUCUCUACUCGAGUGACUAUUACACCAAGCCGGUGGCCCAGGAGGAAACACAAGAAAAAGUGCCACCAAACAGCACUCUGACCACGACGCUCACGCUGGUGCCCUUGUUGGCCAACAACCGUGAAAGACGGGGCAUCGCCCUGGAUGGGAAGAUCAAGCAUGAGGACACGAACCUUGCCUCCAGCACCAUAAUAAAGGAGGGCAUAGACCGGACUGUCUUGGGCAUCCUGGUGUCUUACCAAAUCAAAGUGAAGCUCACGGUGUCAGGCUUUCUGGGAGAGCUCACCUCCAGUGAAGUGGCCACUGAGGUGCCUUUCCGCCUCAUGCACCCCCAGCCCGAGGACCCAGCAAAGGAAAGUUUUCAGAAUGAAAAUUUGGUUUUCGAGGAGUUUGCUCGCCAAAAUCUGAAAGACUCAGGAGACCCCGAGGAAGGGAAGAAAGACCAGGAGGCCGGGGAUGAGUGA
Leptonychotes weddellii (Weddell seal) is the source of this 879-nucleotide messenger RNA. Lineage: Eukaryota; Metazoa; Chordata; Mammalia; Carnivora; Phocidae. The record is from RefSeq and is a predicted model, not a curated record.